This is a messenger RNA of Lobosporangium transversale, 989 nucleotides long. RefSeq lists its product as hypothetical. The coding region runs from base 36 to 989 and encodes 317 amino acids. NCBI's taxonomy places the organism in Eukaryota, Fungi, Mortierellomycota, Mortierellomycetes, Mortierellales, Mortierellaceae. The record is from RefSeq and is a predicted model, not a curated record. The transcript has a single exon.
CCUUCGUUCACGCUUCAGCAGCAUAUCACAGUGGAAUGGGGGCUGUUGGUAUUCAACGACUCAGAAUAUUGAUCCUGCUCCUCACCAUUACCGCGUUCACUCUGGCAUGCGUGUGUUUCUCUGAGUGCUACAGGAACCUAGACGAAGGAGGGGCCCCCGUCACCCUUUCCGUCGUCAUAUUUUUCUCAUACUCUUAUUCUCUCAAGGGAAAACCAAUUGUCGGAAGAUCCGUUCGUGCUUUCUGUAUUUUUGUAUUGUCGGCACUCACUGUAGUCAGCUGUCUAGCUUUAGAUCCAACCAACUCGAGGUCGAAUGCCGACUACUUUGGAUAUCCACUCCUUGUUCCUGGGUUCUUUAUGCUCAUCGAUAUGGGUUGGACUCUGUGGGACACACGGCCAAAGCAACCUAAUGGAAGUCAAGAGUCCAAAGAGAGUCCUGAUAUUAUCAUUAUCAGCCCUGAGAUACCUCAUCGUAAUGGUACUGCAGUGUCACCAACACAAUAUGUUUAUCCUCCUCUUCCACAGCACCUACAGUCACAACCUCAGGAAUUAAUGCCAAAUACACACUAUUUCGCCGUGGACCCACCACCACUAGAAGUCAAAGGAGGACCUCAGCCGCACCCCGAAGAAGCCUCGCCACAUCUACUGCAAAACCGAGAGGUACCUCAAUUAUCUAGAUCACCACAACCAACAGCACUUCCGUCAUCGCAAGCGCCACAGCUCCUGCCUCAGGCGCCUCAAUUGUAUGGGACACUUCAAUCCCAACCUGAAAUGGUUACUCCGCAUUUGUUGCAAGAUCGAGUGAUGUCCCAACACUUUCAACCUCAAACAUCACAACCAACAAAACUUCUAUCACCGCAAGCACCACAACUCCUACCUCAAGCACCGCAAUUCUAUGAGAUACUUCAGCCUCAACCUGAAAUGACCUUUUCAUAUUUACAACAAGGACAGGGGAUGCAACGAUCGCCACAGUUCUAUGAAACGUCUUAA